This is a messenger RNA of Trachymyrmex cornetzi, 2442 nucleotides long. Its product is annotated as endothelin-converting enzyme 1. Gene Ontology annotation, molecular function: metalloendopeptidase activity. The transcript has 15 exons. NCBI's taxonomy places the organism in Eukaryota, Metazoa, Arthropoda, Insecta, Hymenoptera, Formicidae. Gene Ontology annotation, cellular component: plasma membrane. The annotation marks the transcript as partial. Gene Ontology annotation, biological process: protein processing. The record is from RefSeq and is a predicted model, not a curated record.
GUGCUCUUCCUUAUCACGACCUUGCCGGAAGGAGAGCAGCCGCGCAAAUGUGCGCCAUUGGAUGAAGCCUGCGUCAGAGAACGAGAUGGACCCGAGGGUGUUUGCGACACGGAUGUUUGCAUGGAGGCCUCGAAGAGGAUCUUAACGUCUAUGAAACGUGGCGUUGAUCCUUGCAAAGAUUUUUACAAGUUCGCCUGCGGUGGUUUCCGCGAUCAGCAACCCUAUCAACCGAGUGCGAGCUUCAACAUACUCCAGGCGCAAAUCGACGAACGUAUACACAAGACGCUGACAAACGAGACGGGACAAAUGGUCGUUGCCUUCGAGAAGCUUGGGCAGUUUUACGAUACUUGUCGAGACUUUAAGAAGAAACCCGUAAAUUUUACACCCGUUUACGAAUUGUUGAAUAAAUUUGGUGGCUAUCUAUCGCCGAAAAGCGUGGUGCCGACUGACAUCACUCCUCUAAUCUCUGCAUUGCUAAAAGUAAACGGCGCGCCCUUCUUCGAUUUAUACAUCGACAUAGAUCUUUACGAUCGCACAAAGUCAUCUGUAUAUCUUGAUUUUCCUGUCAAGCACCAGAAUUAUAAAUUUCUCGCAGAGGACCAGAAAAACAGAGACGUACAAAGAUCGCGUAGAAUUCGAGAGAUUGUCCAAGGAUUCUUGCCAAAAAAUAUGGAUCCUGAGGAACAAUCGUCGGAGACGGAUCUGCUUUUGCAAUUUUGCUUAUCGCUUGAAAAGAUUUAUCCAAAGCACAAAGAUUUGUACAAUUGGGUGGAUGUUGAACAGAGGGUAUACGUCGCUUACAACGUUACUUAUCUCCAAGAAAACUUUGGUUACAUAAGAUGGAGAUCGCUGCUGAAUGCUACGUUACCCUAUCGUGCGAACGGCGUCGAUCUGAACGGCGGUAAUAACGACACGAAUAGCGUACAACGACCGCCGACGUACGUCGCAUCCGAGGACCAACAGAUUUAUGUCUACAUUAUGGCACCGCGUUACUUUCGUAGCCUUGGCAAGCUAUUGAGUCGCUCCUCCAGACGGAUUAUUCAUAACGGAUUGCUGUUGCUCUAUGCGGAUACAUUGCACGACAUCGUAAACGUCACCGCCGUCAAAGACUGGAAACACUCCUGCUACAGACUGACCAAAAGCAUCUUCAGCGAGGCGGUCAGUGCGCUGUACGUGCGGCAGUACACUCCAAAGUACUUAGAAACUCUGGUCAACAGGGUGACCGCGCUGUUUGAACGCGUGAAGGAAACGAUAGCCGAGCGGAUAUUAGUGAAGUCGUGGUUGGACGAUGAAACCAGGACGCAAGCAUUGCAGAAGUUAAAUUCUUUACGAGGUCGAUUUCAUGUGUCGCCAGAUUUUUACAACGACACCUUGCUAACGCGUGAAAUGGCCGAGGUCGUAAUCGACUCGGAUGAUUUUAUUACCACCGUCCUGAACAGGUUCCAUCAGCUCCAAAGAUCAAAAGAUCAAAGUCCGUUACGAAAAAACGCGAUAUUGAGGAAUCACUACCCUUACUCCGUGCAUGCCUAUUACGAAUCCUCCACAAACACCAUCGAAAUCCCAUUGGCGAUGAUGACAUCCUGGGCAUGGUCGUGGGACGGUGGGCCAGCUUUUGCGGUACACGCUACGUUAGGAUCGGUUAUCGCCCACGAGAUUCUCCAUGCUUUCGAUUUUCACCGCCGUAAACUGCCCAUGGAGCCGGAUCGGAACAUCGACGAGUGGCUUCGCGUCACGGCAGACUCCUGGAAACGAUUAGAGACCAAGAUAGAAUGCGUCGCGCGACUUUACGCCAGGAGCUUUUGGCGGAAGGUCCAGUCGUAUGCUGGGAACGACGUUGCUGUGCAGUUUGAUUGGAACAUGACAAAAAACGAGAACGUCGCGGAUAUUGGUGCUCUGCAAAUUGCCCACAAGACUUGGCAUAUUUUGACAAACGGAAAGGAUCGGAGCCUUCCCGGAUUGGAGGGACUCCGACCGAGUCAGCUCUUCUUCAUAAGUGCCGCACAGGUAUACUGUGUUAAUACGACUCUCGAGACUUACGUCUUCUCUGUAGAAUUCGACUAUCAUGCUUCUCAUCCUGAAAGAGUCAACAGUGUAAUGAUGAAUUCUCAGGCAUUCGUAGAGGCGUUUCGCUGUCCACUCGGAACAAAAAUGAAUCCCCCGAAUAAAUGCACUGUUUGGUGAUAGUAACACCUUCGUCGGUAUACGAAAUAUAUAUCGAUUGUAUAGCAGGCUGUCCUUAUAUAUACUUCGCUUUAUUUUAUUUCACAAUUACAAUAUCGUAAGAUCACUUCAGGAUCAUAGUUCGCAGCAAAAAUUAAUGCUACAGGGAUAGACAUUUCCCCCUCUUUACGUGAAAACUAGACUGUAAUAACACUUAAUUCAUAAAAGGCCAUAAUUGCAAUACAAACAGUUUAAUAUUACAAUUUUCCUUUCUUUGAAAAA